This is a messenger RNA of Fimicolochytrium jonesii, 1179 nucleotides long. Its product is annotated as NifU-like N terminal domain-containing protein. Gene Ontology annotation, cellular component: mitochondrial matrix; cytoplasm. Gene Ontology annotation, molecular function: 2 iron, 2 sulfur cluster binding; ferrous iron binding. Lineage: Eukaryota; Fungi; Chytridiomycota; Chytridiomycetes; Spizellomycetales; Powellomycetaceae. The record is from RefSeq and is a predicted model, not a curated record. The transcript is spliced from 2 exons. The coding region runs from base 309 to 821 and encodes 170 amino acids. Gene Ontology annotation, biological process: iron-sulfur cluster assembly; intracellular iron ion homeostasis.
CACUCGCCCAUUCCCUCCGGUUGAUCCAAAAAUCCGUCUCUUCUUGUGUGGCUGGGACGCAGAAGAGAACAACCGCCCUUCAAGCGCUCUCUCAACAUUCCAUCGUCCUCAAAGCAACUUACCGCACUGUCCACCGAAAAAGAUCAGCGUUGAACUCGUUCUUUAUUCUACAAGCUCACCCACUUCGCCUCAAUCGAUAAUCACUCCCGCUACAUAGCGAGCGAUCUACGUACUUUCUGGUUUCUCCGCCUCGCUUCAAAUAGACCCAUUCUCGAAGAGACUCACUUCGACCAGUACAUAACUUCACCAUGUUGUCCGCACGCAUAUCAUCCGCACUUCUCCGCACGACUGCUCGUCUUCCAUCCGCCGCACCUCGUCUCGCCCUCGCAACACCACAACAACCCUUUCGCCGCUCAUACCACGAAAAAGUAAUCGAGCACUACGAACGUCCCCGCAACGUCGGAUCCCUCCCCAAGGGCAACCCAAAUGUCGGAACAGGGCUUGUUGGAGCACCUGCAUGUGGAGAUGUAAUGAAGCUUCAGAUUUUGGUGGAUGAGGCGACGGGAGAGAUUAGGGAGGUGAAAUUCAAGACUUUUGGAUGCGGGUCUGCGAUUGCGAGCAGUUCGCUUGCGACGGAGAAGAUUAAGGGUCUGAAGGUGUGGGAUGCGGCAAAGAUCAAGAAUACUGAGAUCGCGAGGGAGUUGUCGCUGCCACCCGUCAAGCUGCAUUGCUCAAUGCUUGCUGAAGAUGCGAUCAAGUCGGCCGUGAAGGACUGGGAGACCAAGCGUGCCGCCAGGGGUCUCAAGCCAUUAGCUCAAUGAGCGUGCAACCUGUUGAAUAUGGAUAAGGACACUUCCAAACGUAAAGUGUGGAAGUUCCCGGUUAGGGGCCACGAUCGACGGUUACGCAUGGGCAACCGGUAAACUCUCCCCGCCACCCCUCUCGUUGCGCGAACAUGUCUCGAUACCCACCCCACGGCAAGCUGGCUGCGAGUCAGUGAAAAGGGAGUGGAUCUUUACCUAGCUACGCUGCCUUUCUUCCCGCAAACUGUCAUGUUUGAAUAUCCCACAAUUUUGUGUAUCUAAAUACGUCAUCCGAGUUCAGUCGUUUAGUUUUAAGGUUUCGCGUAAAAACACGCUGAGGCCCGCAUACCAAAAUGUUUGGAGGGCAUUGCUGACC